Molecule: messenger RNA, 952 nt
Organism: Trypanosoma grayi
Lineage: Eukaryota; Euglenozoa; Kinetoplastea; Trypanosomatida; Trypanosomatidae
Exons: 1
Source: RefSeq, a predicted model, not a curated record
UGCGGAAGCUGCUUUGAGGGACGCCAGUGAUGCCGCGGGUUACGCCACGGAUGCGUUCGAAAAGGCCACGGGGGCGAGUCAGUUGGCAAAGAAGGCCUAUGGGAAACUCAACGCAUCAUAUUUCAGUGCCGUGGACUUGCAGGGAAAAACUGAACAGGCCGUGGCCGAUGCCGACGACGCCGUGUUUCUCAUGGAAGCGGAAGGGGGGGAUCAAGACUACGCUGGUGUCGCGACGCUGUGUGAUUCCGCGGCUACGAGUGCCGACGCAGCAAAGGCGCUCGCGCAGAGAAUCGGUGCGGAAGCUACGGAGGCGAUUCGCUUCGCUCAGGAAGCACUCCAGAGGGUCAACGAGGCGACUCCGCUUGCUGGCGAAGCAUCGAAGAAGGCCACGGGUGCCCAGGCCAAGGCGGAGGAAGCAGCGCAGAAAGCCAGGGCGGUGGAGACGAACUCUGACACAGAACAGAAAGCGAUGUUGGCCGUGGCUGCUGCGUCUGCUGCGGUUGAGAAAGCAGGGCAAGCAGUUGAUAUGGUUUUGGUCGUGAAGGCAGCCGUCGAUGCGCUGGAGCAGAGUGCCCAACUUGCGGUGGGCCACUCGGGAGUUGUGCUGGAGAGCGCGACGAACGUGUCCCGGGCUGCGACGGAUGCAAAGGAAUACGCACAGAAGGUGGCGGCUAACGCCUCAGGCCCAGAAGCGGACCGACAAAGGGCGCAGGAGUCCGCCAGUGCAGCAGUAGGCUACGCCAGCACCGCCACGGAAAGGUCACGGCAAGUCCAUGUUGACAUUUUCGAUGCACUUGAGCAAUCUGAGAAAUUGAGUGGGGACAUCGGCACCGUUGCGGCCCUCCUGGAUACUUUUCGAACAUCUGCGACGCGGGCUCGUGAGCAGGCCAACGCGGCCAAAGGUGCGGCGGAGACUGCGCUGGCCCAGGCUGAAGAGGAGUGGCGUCAGGAC